Camellia sinensis is the source of this 1765-nucleotide messenger RNA. RefSeq names its product Pentatricopeptide repeat (PPR) superfamily protein. Gene Ontology annotation, molecular function: RNA binding; protein binding. Gene Ontology annotation, biological process: RNA modification. The record is from RefSeq and is a predicted model, not a curated record. NCBI's taxonomy places the organism in Eukaryota, Viridiplantae, Streptophyta, Magnoliopsida, Ericales, Theaceae.
AGCAAUACUGAAUGAUUUUCCGAAAAGAAGUGUGUUAGUAUUAGAGAGCUAACACAGAUAUGCUGAAAUGAAAGCAGAAGCUCUUGAUGCAGAAGAUAACAAAAGCUCUCUCCAACAAAAACCUCUUCUUCUUCUUCUCAUUCUCUACACAUUCUUCUUCUUCUUCUUCUUCUUCUACGAUCCCAUCACAUAUACAAAUACCCAACCUCGUUUCCUUCUACUUCCCUCUCCUCCACACUUCCCCAAGCCCAACCCAUCUUCGCCAUCUCCACGCUCGCCUCCUUCGUACUUCCCUCUACAGCAAUAUAAUCCUCAGUUCCAAGCUACUUUUAUCAUAUUCCCGCCUCAACAAACUUUCCCCAGAUGCUCUCUCCGUCUUCUUCCACAUGCCCCACAGGAACAUCUACUCCUGGAACAUCAUAAUCGGAGAGUUUUCACGUUCUGGGUCGCCCCUCAAAUCACUAGAAUUGUUCCUCCAAAUGCGUAACUCCGAUGUUCUACCCGAUGUUUUCACGGUUCCUCUUGUUCUGAGGGCUUGUGCUGCUGCUGGGUCGAUCGAUUGCGGGAUUUUGGUACAUGGGUUUUGUGUGAAGAUGGGAAUGGAGAGGAGUUUGUUUGUUGCUUCUGCUUUGGUUUUCAUGUAUAUGACUUUUGGGAAAGUUUUUUAUGCAAGGGUUGUGUUUGAUGAAAUGCCUCUGCGGGAUUCGGUGUUGUGGACAUCCAUGUUGGCUGGGUAUGCUCAAAAUGAGGAGCCCAUGUUGGCCUUGUCUGUGUUUAGGGACAUGGUUUGUGUAGGAGUUGAGCUUGAUGGGGUGGUUAUGGUGAGCUUGCUUUUGGUUUGUGGCCAAUUGGGUUGGUUGAAGCAUGGGAAGAGUGUUCAUGGGUGGUGUGUGAGAAGGUGUAUAGGCGUAGGGUUAAGUUUAGGGAAUGCUUUGAUUGAUAUGUAUGUAAAAUGUGCCGCAUUGUGUUAUGGGCGUAACGUGUUUGAUAAAAUGCCGGAGAGAGAUGUCAUUUCGUGGAGUGCUUUGAUCUUAGGGUACGGAUUGGGCGGUUGUUUAGAUAUUGCUUUCGGGCUUUUUGAUCAGAUGCGUAUGCAAGGAGUAAAACCCAAUGACGUAACGUUUCUUGGUGUUUUGUCUGCUUGUACCCACGGUGGAUUGGUGGAAACUGCACGGUCUUGUUUCAAAAUGAUGAAGGAUUAUGGUGUGGUGGCCGAACUUAAACACUAUGCUUGUAUGAUUGAUUGCUUGGGCCGAGCAGGGCUGCUUAUAGAGGCUGAAAGGCUUAUUGAGGAAAUGCCGAUGACGCCUGAUGGGGCUGUACUUGGGGCUCUAUUAGGGGGAUGUCGAGUUCAUGGUAAUCUUGAGGUUGGGGAACGAAUUGCAAAGAGACUCAUUGGGUUGGAGCCAGAGAGGACCGGGUAUUAUGUCCUUUUGGCCAACAUUUAUUCCGAUGCUGGUAAAUUUGAUGAUGCAGGGAGAAUUUGGGACAUUUUGAAACAAAGGAAUAUGUCUAAAGUACCCGGUUGGAGUCUGAUAGAGUCAAAGAGUUGUUUCCAAUAUUUGCCUAAGGAUAAAAUUUCAUCUAGUUUUAAAACCAGCUGAAGUCUGGACUCUGGAGAGCAUGGUGGCCAAGGGUCUGUAUAAUUUACUUACACGGAAUAUGGAAUGAAGAAAAAAGUGUACAUUGCCAUUGGACAAGGUGUAUAGAACAAUGACUACACAAUUGUUGCAAUUUUUUCAUAAUAUGAAAGGUUUGGCACGUA